AUGGUCGCGUGUAGUCGGAGUAGGGAAAACGCUGAAUGGUCCGGUGGUACUGGUGUAGUGUUUAGUAUAAUACGUUUUAUAAUGUCGUCGGAAUCAGAAAUCGAGAGCGAUCAUUUUCAAGAUUCGGGUAGUGAAUAUGCUCCGAGUGAUUUGGAUCAACCUAGUACAAGUCGUAGAUUGAAAAGAACGGAAAUUAAAACAAAAAAGCGAGAUCGCAGACGUUUGGAUCGGACAACAUUAACAGAGAAGAGAGGUAGAAAACGAGUAAGAAACGAAAGUGCGAGGCAAAUAAAUGUAAGGAAAUCGUUAAAAGCGUGCGGAGAGGAGUAUCUGAAUUCAGUUAAAAAGGUUGUACCUAAAAGAACAGUGGGAAUACGAUGCACUUGCCGACUUAAAUGUUUUGACAAAAUUGACGAAACGAAAAGAUUGUCUAUUCUCUCCUCUUUUAACGAUUUAGGAAAUUAA
Messenger RNA from Diabrotica balteata, 465 nucleotides. NCBI's taxonomy places the organism in Eukaryota, Metazoa, Arthropoda, Insecta, Coleoptera, Chrysomelidae. The record is from the annotation of a GenBank genome assembly.